Cryptotermes secundus is the source of this 1506-nucleotide messenger RNA. Its product is annotated as aristaless-related homeobox protein. Lineage: Eukaryota; Metazoa; Arthropoda; Insecta; Blattodea; Kalotermitidae. Gene Ontology annotation, biological process: regulation of transcription by RNA polymerase II. Bases 121 to 1137 code for a protein of 338 amino acids. The record is from RefSeq and is a predicted model, not a curated record. The transcript is spliced from 4 exons. Gene Ontology annotation, molecular function: RNA polymerase II transcription regulatory region sequence-specific DNA binding; DNA-binding transcription factor activity, RNA polymerase II-specific.
GUGAGUGAUAGGGGAGUUUAGGAUUCAUUAUCUAAGUGAGUGUUAUGUGGAGGGGUUGUAAUUGAGUUGGUGUAGCGGUUACUCGCAGUCUGACAGUGUCUGCGGGGUGGGAAGGUCAGAAUGAUGGAUCGGACCGGUACUCAGCACCACUCCGAGGAACUACCAGCAGCUACAAGACCACGCGGUGUCUACAGCAUUGAUCAGAUUCUAGGUACCGCCAGGAAUCCCGCAGAUGACGGGAACCUGCAUCAGUCAAAAGACGAAGGGGAUUGUGGGGGACGGGCGGAAAGCGGCUCGACGACGUCUGGCGAUCUGGACGCUGCGGACGGCGAGCUGGAAGCAGAGGUGAAACCGCGGAAAAUCCGUCGCAGCCGUACCACGUUCACAACAUACCAGCUGCAUCAGCUAGAGCGCGCCUUCGAGAAGACGCAGUACCCGGAUGUGUUCACUAGAGAAGAACUUGCCAUGAGACUGGACCUCAGCGAGGCCAGAGUACAGGUUUGGUUCCAGAAUCGGCGUGCCAAAUGGAGGAAGCGAGAAAAGGCGCUGGGUAGGGAGAGUUCUGGCUUCAUCCACGGGGAUCAACCAGGUCUCUCAGAAUUUGGAGUGCACGCUCAGCUAGGGCUCCCACCUCUGCCACCAGACCCGUUUUGGCCCAGCGCAGCUGCUCUCGGGUUCGGCCCAGUGUUCGGAUUGGGCAGUUUACCUCCAAAUGCUGCAGCUGCGGCACUGGGUAUCCCGUGGGGUCCUGCUCUCACUGGGGGCGGGAAGACUGCACCUCCAGGCCCGUUUCACGCCUUGUUGUCGCAGUACGUACUGGCUGGAGGCGCGCUGCCGCUGCCUGCAGGAAUCGGUCUAGGUGGUUUGGGUAGCUUCACACUGCACCCACCUAUACCUCCGACGGCUGCAGCGGGCUCGCCGCCUCCUGCAGACACAGAGACCGUCGUCUCCAAGAGUCCGCCCACCCCUAGUCCCCCUCCGCCUUCAUCUUCGUCAGAGACGCGGAAGAACAGUAUAGAAACAUUGAGGUUGCGUGCCAAGGAACACCAGGCGCUGCUGUUGGGACAGCACCAGAGGCUCGUCGCGACGCCCGCGGCAACCACCAAGCCAAUUCAACAGGUGCAGGCCAAGUCUUAAAGAAGCUCCCACAUAACUGGUGUACUGUGAUACGUACAGAAACUGUCACGUUUAGUAAGUGUGUCUUAUUUAGUGAUUUAAUUUGAGGAGUCUGGGUGAAAGACCACCUCUGUCCAUGGGGACAAGAGUCAGCGGAUAAUUGUAAUAUAUUUCCAGAAGUGUAAAAUAUUCAUGGACUUGCUCGCUCAGGAGAUAUGAAAGAAGCGAGCUCUGACAGAGGACAAACCUCACGUGUAGCAUAAAAUGUGAAUUAUGUUUGGUUAAUGGCUUUUUGGCCCUUAAAUGUUAAGCUUAAACCUGGUUUUGUGGACGAACAUUUGCAAAACUUUGAAAAAUUAGUGCUGAUAAUAAAGGGUAAUUUUACGUUAA